AGAAGAUCCCUCAAGGUCGGAAUUUCACGCGUAAAAUGAGAUUUGAGGAGGACAAUGCGGCUCGCUUCACCCCGCAGCUCGUGAGCCGGCUGAGCUUAAGCCCCGCUCCACGGCCUUCAGCACGGCCGCGGGGUACUUCGGCCAAUUCGACCGGACGAUCUUUGGCACGGCGGUGCCGCAGAUCCAAAGCCCGGAUCCGAAGCACCGGGCGACCGGGAGAGCGGGCGGUCGCGCGUGUCGCGCGUGUCGCCGACGGCGCACCGUGGAGUUGGGAUUCGAUCGAUGAACUAUAGCACCAGUUCACCAUAGUUUGGAAAUGUUUGGAAGCAGCUGUCAUAUUCUGAAGCAAGAAGGAUAUUGCUAAGAAGGAUUAUGCUCUCUUGCAGAAUCCUUCGAAAUCGUGGCCGGUCGGGGGCAGCAUGGCGUCUCAAAUCAGCCUAAGUGGGAGCAAGUCGAAAGCAGCUGACAGCUGUGAUCACAAAUGAGCCUCAUUGGUUGAUCUUUUUUUGAAAGGACGCUACUAGGGGCUCCUGGCCAUACUACUAGGAACAAGGACACUACUAGGGGCUCCUGACAUCGCUACUAGGAACAAGGACGCGAGCCACGUGAACUUGGCACAUCCAAGGUGAUUUCGGCCUGUCAGAUGCUGAGAUGAGCUAUGCUGCAUCCUUUGUGGGUCUAGCUGCCGUGCUGGCCUGCGCGGUAUCCUGCCUGUCGGACAAGUUUGGGCGAGCUCGAGUGCUAACCUGGACAUUGGUGCCAUAUACACUGGCGACGGCAUGCACGGCCAUCUCCCAGGGCAUCGUCACCUUUGCUUUUUUCCAAUUCUUGGCACAAGCAUUUAUCACAGCUGAAGGCAUUAUCUCACAUGUGAUGGUGCUCGAGGAGAUGCCUGCAGACAGCCGGGGGUGGGCUAUUGGUGCUCUGAACACGGGCUCCGCCUGUGGUGUUGGUUUAGCUUUGCUUCUCUUUGGGAUCUCAAAUGGCGCGUGGCGUUUAAUGUAUGCGCUCUCCAUUCUGCCCCUUCUUGGAGUUGGAUAUGUGCGGCGAGCAUUGCCGGAGACCAGGCGCUGGGCAUCCCUGAAAGAUACGUCCCUUUCGGCAGACACUCAUGACCCUGGAGGUUUGCAGCUCCCAGCUGUCAAUAUUGGCUCUCCGGGUGGUGAUUUCCUUGGGCUGCAUCACGAGCAUGAGGAAAGGAGUAGCAGCUCACCAUCGAAGUGCCACAAGCAAUUGGAGCAGGUGAAGCAACAGCAUGUGGCCAUCUUGGCCACAACCUUCCUCGGCAGCUUGUUCCCAAGUUCUGCCAACUUCAACGUCUCCAAACACAUCCAGGUAGUACACGGCUUUGGUGCGACCGGCUAUGCCAAGCUCUCAUUUAUUGGAGGCUUUUUGUCACUGUCAGCCUUUGCCUUGGCGGGCUACUUCGGUGACCGCUACGGGCGAAAGAAACUGGGCAUUCUGGGCAUCCUGCUCAAGACCCUGGUGGAUGUAGCAUUCUACAGUGUAGCUGCAGGCGCUGAGUCAGUGUCUUUGAUUGUGAUUCUAUUCUGCAUUCGCGUGGCCCUGGGAAUGGCACUGGACACCAACUUCCAGGCUCUUUCGGGUGAAGUCUUCCCAACGGAAAGGCGCACCAGCGCCCAGGGCAUCUUGGUGCUGAUCGGCGGCUUGGGUGGUCCCUUAGGACUGCUCUUCUCCACGCGGCUUGUGCCCUAUGUGGGGACCACGGCAGCUGCUGCCAGGCUUCUUGCCUGUGGCCAGCUGAUCUGUGCAGUGAUCCUGUGCCUAUGGCUUCCUGAGACAAGGGGACGUGAACUCGAAGAAAUCAAUAGUUGAAAACAUGGCGCCGCUGUGGAUGUUGUGGACACGGAGGA
Messenger RNA from Durusdinium trenchii, 1874 nucleotides. The record is from the annotation of a GenBank genome assembly. NCBI's taxonomy places the organism in Eukaryota, Dinophyceae, Suessiales, Symbiodiniaceae.